AUGGCGAGCAAAUAUCGCGAAGACACAAAGCAGUCGUUGGUCGCGAGACUGGCAGCAGUAUCAUUCAACGCUGAACCAACGUCUCGACAUCGUCUGAUCGUUGGUGUUGACUAUGGCACAACGUAUUCCGGAGUAAGCUUUGCGACUACCGACAAGUCAAGCGCGGAUGACAUUAACGUCAUCCGUACUUGGCCUGGUCGAGAUGGUGAAUGGAAGGUACCCACCAGGAUAGCGUAUGCCCAGGAGAACCAGGCCGAUCAACUGACCGCAAACAAAUGGGGGUUUGAAGUUGAGCCGCGCAUGACCUCCUGCUCGUGGACGAAACUCUUGCUUGACGCGAAAGCCGAUGAGCAGACGCACGAUGAUCCGAAGCUCCAGAAUGCCGUGGACGAAGGCAUGUUAAGACUACCUCCAGGAUUGAGUGCACAGCAGGUGUGCAGCGAUUUUCUCCGAGAAGUGCACAAGUAUGUGACUGUCAGACUUAGCAGGCAGGUCACUGAAGAGGUCCUGAAGUCCACACCUAUGGACAUCUGGCUUACGAUCCCUGCCGUCUGGACGGAUGAGGCGAAGGAUGCCACUCGUUCGGCUGCUCGCGCUGCAGGCUUUGGCAAUCGCCCACACGAUAGCAUAAAUAUCAUCAGCGAGCCAGAGGCCGCUGCGAUCGCUGCCUUGAAAAAGUACACAGAGCCGCACUCGUUGAUUCCUCCCAAACAAGGCGAAAACGUGCUCGUGUGCGAUUGCGGAGGCGGGACAGUGGACAUCACCACAUAUAACAUUGUCGACGUUAGUCCCAGGCUAGAGUUUGACGAGAUCUGUGUUGGCGUCGGCGGGAAGUGCGGUUCGACGUACAUUGACCGAAAUCUGCACCGUUUAAUGCAGACACGAUUUGGUAGAGCAUUCGAUGAGAUAGAGAUGCGCCGCAAGGGACCAGGAAGCCGCUUCAUGGAGUCGUGGGAAAGAGUCAAGCGUUCUUUCGUGGAACCAGAAGAUCAUAGAGUCCGCGAGGUCGGCCCAUUGCGCAUGAAGAACGUCUCAAGCUCACAGUAUUAUGAUGAGGACGAGUCAAUGGUCCACUUGACAUGGCGAGAUGUGCAAGCGCUCUUCACGCCGGUCGUGAAUGAGAUCUUGAGCUUGGUCAUGAGCCAGAAGAAAGAAUUGCAAUACCAAGGCAGAGCGAUCAACCGAAUUAUCCUGAUCGGUGGCUUCGGCGAUUCUGAGUAUUUGUUCUCGAAACUGAAGUCAUGGUGCGACAGGAAUGGCUCUAUACAAUUGCUCUGUCCAGAGCACCCGCAAGCCGCCAUUGUGCGAGGCGCCGCGAUAAGGGGUCUAGAAGGAUUUGGUGCGGGUCCCCGAAAACGGCGAUGCAGAAGACAUUACGGAGUGGCGACUGCUGCCAUAUUCCGAGAUGGCGUAGAUCCAGAAGCCAAAGCUGUGUUCAGCCAGUGGGAUGGCCGGAAAAGGUGUUUGAACAGGAUGCAUUGGCUGAUCAGAAAAGGAGAGGAGAUCUUGCCCGAUACCAAACGGCUUGUCAAAGUAUUCAUCUCCGUCACCGAGAGCCAUGACUGGAAGACCACGGAUAAUCUCUGGACAUGCUCGUUGAGCGAGCCACCAGAGUACAGCGACAACGAUCGAGUUGCCAAAAUUGGCCGGAUCGAGACGGACUUCUCCACUGUGAGUAAGUCAUCGUUCGCCCACAAACGAGAGUUCCACCUUUUCCGGUCGAAUAAGAAGAUCUGGUGCGUCGAGUUCGAAAUUGAAGUGUCGUUUGGUAGCGAGUCGGGUGUUCUCGAGUUCAGAACUUUGGCGGGUGGUCGCGUAGUUGGCACAUCUUCAAUUGCUUUUGAGUAG
Recurvomyces mirabilis is the source of this 1848-nucleotide messenger RNA. RefSeq lists its product as uncharacterized. The record is from RefSeq and is a predicted model, not a curated record. Bases 1 to 1848 code for a protein of 615 amino acids. The transcript has 7 exons. Gene Ontology annotation, molecular function: ATP-dependent protein folding chaperone; ATP binding. Lineage: Eukaryota; Fungi; Ascomycota; Dothideomycetes; Mycosphaerellales; Teratosphaeriaceae.